Chrysoperla carnea is the source of this 1750-nucleotide messenger RNA. RefSeq names its product cell division cycle protein 23 homolog (gene Cdc23). The record is from RefSeq and is a predicted model, not a curated record. The transcript has 7 exons. Gene Ontology annotation, molecular function: protein binding. NCBI's taxonomy places the organism in Eukaryota, Metazoa, Arthropoda, Insecta, Neuroptera, Chrysopidae. Gene Ontology annotation, cellular component: anaphase-promoting complex. Gene Ontology annotation, biological process: cell division. Bases 6 to 1730 code for a protein of 574 amino acids.
UCAAGAUGAUGGAAUCAACAAUUCAAUUUGAUUAUAAGACUGUAAAGUGUGAUUUAUAUACAGGCAUUGAAGAAUGUUCACAAAGAGGUUUAAUAAAUGCUACAAAAUGGCUCUCAGAUAUUUUAUUAUCAUUAUCUGAUAUAAAAUUAAGUCCGGAGGAAAUACCGAAAACUGAUUAUAAUUGUGGGGAUGAAUUAGAUAUUUAUUAUGUUGCUAAAAGUUAUUUUGAUGCAAAGGAAUUCGAUCGUUGUGCUUAUGUCACAAAAUCAUGUAUGGAACCAAAAACAAGAUUUUUACAUUAUUAUGCUAAGUAUUUGGGAAAUGAAAAGAAACGUGUGGAAAGUAUGACAGAAAUAUCCACACCACCAGAUCCGACAAAGAAUGAAGUCUUAAAGGAAAUUAAUAGUGGCCUAAAAAAAUUAUACAGCACCAAUACAAUGGACGGUUUUGAACUUUAUUUAUAUGGAAUUGUAUUAAAAAAAUUAGAUUUACAAAAUCUAGCUUUAGAUGUCUUGAUGGAGGCCGUCCAUUUAGCACCAAUGAAUUGGUCUGCUUGGAUUGAAUUAUCUCUUAUAGUUUCUGAUAAAGACAAAUUAAUGUCUUUACAACUACCAGAUCACUGGAUUCGACAUUUCUUUUUUGCACAUGCAUAUUUGGAUUUGCUUUAUAAUGAUGAGGCCUUAGAUUUGUUUUGGGAAUUACAGACAAAUGGCUUUGAAAAAAGUAAUUAUAUUAUGGCACAAACUGCUAUUGCUUAUCAUAAUCGUCGAGAGAUAGAUAGAGCGAUUGAAAUGUUUAAAAAUUUACAAAAAUCAGAUCCUUAUCGGUUAGAUCAUUUAGAUACGUUUUCUAACUUACUUUAUGUAAAAGAGAUGAAAACUGAUUUAGCAAAUCUAGCUCAUCAUGCUGUUAAAAUCGAUAAAUACAGGGUGGAAACAUGUUGUGUUGUAGGAAAUUAUUAUAGUUUACGUGGAGAUCAUCAGAAAGCAGUAGUGUAUUUUCAACGAGCGUUAAAAUUAAACCCAUAUUAUUUGUCUGCAUGGACGUUAAUGGGUCACGAAUUUAUGGAAAUGAAAAAUACAAAUGCGGCAAUUCAUAGUUAUCGGCAAGCAAUUGAGGUAAAUCGACGUGAUUACAGAGCUUGGUAUGGAUUAGGGCAAACUUAUGAGCUAUUGAAAAUGUACUCAUAUUGUGUUUAUUAUUAUAAACAAGCCCAACAAUUACGACCGUAUGAUAGUCGAAUGUUAAUAGCUCUAGGUGAAACCUAUGAAAAAGUAGACAAAAUUGACAAUGCUUUAAAAUGUUUUUAUAAAGCUUGUAAUGUUGGUGAUAUUGAAGGAAUUGCUUUAAUUAAAUUAGCUAAAUUAUAUGAAAGAUUAGGUGAAGAAGACAAUGCAGCUGCAGCAUAUACGAAGUAUUGUAUGGAUGAUACAAGAACUGCAGUUAGUGAACAAUCAGAAUUAUAUCAUGCUUAUAAAAUGUUAGCAAAUUAUCAUCUACGAAGAGGUCAAUUGGAUGAUGCAAAUAAUUAUGCAUACAAGUGUUUAGAACACUCAGAGACUAAAGAAGAGGGUAAAGCGUUAUUAAAAGCAAUAGCAGCGAAACGAGGUCAUGCUGAUUGUCCAGUUCACCCAUCAGUUACUAUAGAUGAAACUACAACAGAAAAUAUAAAUUUUACAACGAGGAGAGCACCUUUAUCUCCCAGGAGUAGUAAUUCACCAACUUUUUAAUUUAUUAUUUUAUUUUUAUA